UGUGUUCAACACAAGUGAGAUAUCGUGUUAGAAUUAAGCGGUGUAUGGCAGAAUGACAGAUAACCUCAUUUUAUGAUCUGAGAGUCGACCCGCGGUUGAAUGGAUAGUGGCAGGAGAGGGAGAGGAAGAGGAGGAAGAGGAAGGCGAGUAAAUCGUGGAGGGGAGGACAGAGAUGUCCGCCUGUCUAAAUCCAUGUCUUACGCUCUACGCCAUGGAGCCAACCAGAUGGGUCUUCACAUGGGUUCAGAUGGCUUCCUGUUUGUGGAGGACCUCCUAUCCCACCCACAGUUCCACUCAUACUCACUGGAAGAUGUGGAAAGAGUUGUGGCCACAAACGACAAGCAGCGUUUUAAGCUUCGCCCCCAUCCAGAGGAUGGACGGCUGCAGAUUCAAGCUUGUCAGGGACAUUCGAUACAGGUAAAAGAUUUAGAACUGAAACCGGUCCUGGCUGGUUCUCCAGACUGUCCCUCUGAAGCUAUCCAUGGCUCCUACCUCCGUAACUGGAGCUCCAUUCAGCAGCAGGGCCUGAGCCGCAUGAAGAGGACACACAUCCACCUGGCACCUGGCCUGCCAGGGGAGGAUGGAGUUGUCAGUGGCAUGCGGAAGGACUGUGAUCUGGCUGUUUACAUUGAUGUCCCUAAAGCUCUUGCUGAUGGUAUUGAGUUCUUCUGGUCUGAAAAUGGUGUGUUGCUGACUGCAGGCGACUCAGAGGGAAAACUUCUCCCUAAAUACUUCAGCAGAGCCUUAAGACUAAAACCUACAAGAAGCAUCCUGCCACUGCAAUAAUGGACAGGGAUACUGCUGUGUAAUCUGACUGGCCCAGCAUCCAGUGGUUGGUUAAUGUUUAUCUUAGUUACCAUGGUAACACUUGACAAUCCAAGUGAGGUGAUUUUGACCGGCAUAAAAAAAAUCCGAACACAUAUUACACCAAGCAGAGCUUAGAUGCUUUGUUUGUUUAUGAAAGUUUAAAGCUCCUGUGAGGAACUGUUGGUGUUUGUUGAUUUUGGCGCCCCCUAUGGACAAAGAUGCCCCUCCAAUCUCCAUGCUCCUCCUGUCAAUAGUAUUUCUAACUACAAUUCUUAUCCUGCUUUCUUUAAAGGUCACCUGUUAUGCAAAAUACACUUUUUCAGGCUUUUAUAACAAAAAUAUGUGCCCCUGGCCUGUCCACAAUCCCCCCCCAAAAAUAAGAAAAUGCCCAUCCCCCCUCUCUUUCUCCACCUUUCAGAAAAUAUGUGUUGAAUCAAGCCAUUCUCAGAUUUUCCCCUCAUGAUGUCAUGUUGAGAGUUAGCUUUGCCCCCAGCUUUGGUUGGCCGUCCCCACUUGGAUGAAACUUUUUUGAUGUAAUGGGUAACACAAUGUGUUAG
Molecule: messenger RNA, 1364 nt
Organism: Cheilinus undulatus (humphead wrasse)
Lineage: Eukaryota; Metazoa; Chordata; Actinopteri; Labriformes; Labridae
Gene: trpt1
Product: tRNA phosphotransferase 1
Exons: 7
Coding region: 100-786 (228 amino acids)
Biological process (GO): tRNA splicing, via endonucleolytic cleavage and ligation
Molecular function (GO): tRNA 2'-phosphotransferase activity
Source: RefSeq, a predicted model, not a curated record